Aspergillus eucalypticola CBS 122712 is the source of this 1246-nucleotide messenger RNA. RefSeq names its product glutathione S-transferase. The record is from RefSeq and is a predicted model, not a curated record. The transcript has 2 exons. NCBI's taxonomy places the organism in Eukaryota, Fungi, Ascomycota, Eurotiomycetes, Eurotiales, Aspergillaceae. The coding region runs from base 6 to 980 and encodes 324 amino acids.
ACAAAAUGCCCAGAAUCGUGCUGUUCUCUUAUCCUGGCUCUCCAUGGGGAGCUAAGGUGAUUAGUUACCUUAGCCUUCGCGGGAUUGAGUAUUCAGAAUGUUGCCAACCCAUGACUUGGCCUCGGCCAGACCUCCAACUCCUUGGUAUUCAAUAUCGCCGCAUUCCGUUCAUAGCAAUCGGCAAGGACAUCUACUAUGACUCGUCACUUAUCUUUGAGAAAUUGGAGGCAUUGUACCCGCACCAACCACUAGGCGCGAAGGAACCAUCGGCGAUGACACUCGAAAAGCUCAUGGAAAAGUGGGCAGAAGGAUCCCUUCUGAACUCGGUUAUGUAUAUACUACCGAAAAGCUUGCCUUUCUUGACAGACUCAAAGUUCCUCGCCGAUAGAAAAGAGCUAUGGGGCAUGGACUUUAGCCCAGACGCUUUAGAGAAAGGCCUGUCUAAAUCUUUAGUGGAGAUAAGGGGGCAUUUUGCUAUUCUUGAAAAUCUUCUCGGAGAUGGAAGGCAGUGGUUGCUUGAUAGUAAGAAGCCCGGAUUGAUCGAUAUUCACGCUGCAUUCUUGUUUGAUUGGAUAUUCAAUAUGCCGGGAGUUCAGAUAAAUGAAUUGAUUUCCGCUAGUGCCUACCCAUUUACUUGGAGAUGGCUUGACAGAUACAGACAUGCGAUCGCGGCAUCGCAAAAGCAAGGAGCAGCAAUAACCCAACUAACAGGACCUGAAGCGACAAAGUUGAUACUGGAAUCUGAAUUCGCUGAGAUGGCAGGGACUGUAAUGGAUGAUCCCACAAGGCUUCGAGAAGGCCAGAUUGUCGCUCUUUAUCGUAUCGACGAUCUCAGCUCCUCAGUCAAACAUCGUGACGUUGGUCGCUUGGUCGGCUUGACACCACAUGAGACUGUUAUUGCAAUCAAAGCGAAGGCAACUGACAUCGAAAUUCGAAUUCAUGCUCCACGCUCGCAGUUUGAGGUAGAGGUCGCUAGCUAGCUAAUCGGAUAAAGAUACGUCAAUGUCCGAAUCCUUUUGACCACCGGUUGAACAACCGCGCGGUAGAGAGCGGAUAGCCAUCAGUGACACAAAUAUGAUCAGAAUAGGUAUUGGUCUCUGAAGAGGUGGUCAAGGCAAAUGCAGAAUAAUGAAAGCAACCUACAUGAAGAUGUGGCAAGACUACUUUGUUAUAAGCCUAUCCUAGAUACCCCUAUAUCUCAUAUUCUGGUCUCUUUAUAGAAAGGACCGAAAUGGCUACGGCUUAC